Cicer arietinum (chickpea) is the source of this 1954-nucleotide messenger RNA. Its product is annotated as putative E3 ubiquitin-protein ligase RING1b. Lineage: Eukaryota; Viridiplantae; Streptophyta; Magnoliopsida; Fabales; Fabaceae. The record is from RefSeq and is a predicted model, not a curated record.
CUCAAUCUCAAUCUCAUUCUUAUUGUUCUUAUUCAUCGAGCGACAGAGGCAACAAUCUCUCUCUGAGCAACAAUGCCAGCCCAGAAGCGUUCCUUUGCUGAGUCAAUGGACGAUGAAGAUACUUCUCAGAAGCAACUUCAACAUUCUCUCCAUGUCAAACAUCAACCCAACAACGACCAACACUUCAUCGACCAACAACAACACCUCGAACAAGAAGACGGUGAAGAAGACGAUGAUGAACAGCAAGAGAACGAAGAUGAGGAAGAUGAACAAGGAGAAGAAGAGGGAGAUGAAGAAGAGGCUGAAGAUGAUGAUGAUGAUGAUGAUGAAGAUGAAGAUGAAGAUGAAGAUGAAGGGAAGAACCACAACGAUGACAAUGAAAAAUCACAGGAUUCCGAUGAAACCCCUUCUUCUGACUCUGAAGAAAAGCCUGAAUAUGUGUAUGUGGAACUUCAGGAUAUUCGUAAAGAUGUCCAAUGUCCAAUUUGCCUUGGUAUCAUUAAGAAAACAAGAACUGUUAUGGAAUGCUUGCACCGGUUUUGCAGGGAAUGCAUUGACAAAUCAAUGCGUCUGGGGAACAAUGAAUGCCCUGCUUGCCGCACACACUGUGCAAGCCGUCGCUCAUUGAGAGAUGAUCCAAACUAUGAUGGCCUUAUUGCUACUUUAUAUCCAAAUAUUGAGAAAUAUGAGGAAGAGGAGCUUGAAUUUCGUGAAGAGGAGAAGAACCGAAAUAAGCAGAUUCAAGCUUCAAUAGCGAAAGUAUUUCAACGGCAAUCUGAAGCACUGGUUAAGAGGCGUAAGGACACACCAAGCUCAUUUGUGACAAGAUCACAGCGUAAUCAAAGAAACAUUCAGUCUAGGAGACCAAACCAAGCUGUUGAUAUUCAAGGAUCUGAAGAAAAUGAGGAGGGAAAUGGAAAUAAUGAAAGAGACUCAUCUUCUGGCGAUGAGCGGGGUACUGAACUCCGACAUAGAAGACGAAGGAGGUGGACAAGAGUUCGCCCCUCUCAGCCCUCAUCAUCAAUGGCAAGUCCUGAUGGUGGAAGUGUAGACAGUGACGUGGAUAUAAGUAGAGACAAUCGAGGAAUUUCAAGGCAGGUGUCAAAACCUAGAAAGCUGACUUGGGGAAGGGGUGGUUUUAGGAGUAACACAAGACAUGGCAGUGGUGGUGGUAGCAGCAGCAAAAGCUCCCGCAGCGGUCGAAAUGCUAAGAUUGUUGAUCAUCUCAAAAGCUUGAAUGAAAACACUGAUGAGUUUGAUGUUCAUGUAUUGCUUAUUUCUGCGGACAAAGAAACUACACCAAGUUUGGAGCAACUUCACAUGUGUUGUCAGCCAACUUUGCCUGUCAACCAACUUUAUGAACAUGUUGCUAGUCAGACACCGUUGCUGGUUGAAGAAGUUGAGAUACUGGCAGUUAAAGGAUGCUGCAGUACAAAUUCUGACGAGUCCGCUGAUGAGAAUCCAAUCCCGGUUUAUGAUGACCUCACGUCGGUGGUUAUAGAUCCGCAAAAUGAUGAACUAGAAAUUUUGCAAGCUCAUGAAACUUUGGCAGCGAUUAGUUCCAAAUGCGUGUUUAUAAGGGGACAUUCGAUUCUGGCCUAUAGAAGAAAGGUCUAAGGAGGUAUUAUCUUGGUUUGGUUGGCAGGCGUUUCAGAUAGACAUCAAUGCUAUGAACUGUGUACAUAAAUAAAAAAAGACCAAUUUCUUACAUUGUUUUUUAGGUGCACCCGAUAAAAGUAAGUAAUAAAGUUAUCCUAUAGUAUACUAAAUUAUAAAAUUAUGCCAGCAUUGUAAUAUCUUCAAUAAGAUUUAGAUAUACCUCCUAAAAUAUUGAUUACAAAUUCAAUUUCGGGUGAUUUUUUAUGUAUUAAUUAUUGGAUGAAGUUUAAGCGUUCCAAAUAUGUUAUACAUACAUGAAAUAGUUUAAGUAAUAUUAUUGUUUCUUUCCUUUACA